This is a messenger RNA of Loxodonta africana (African savanna elephant), 4975 nucleotides long. RefSeq names its product ankyrin repeat and SOCS box containing 8 (gene ASB8). Lineage: Eukaryota; Metazoa; Chordata; Mammalia; Proboscidea; Elephantidae. Gene Ontology annotation, molecular function: protein binding. Gene Ontology annotation, biological process: intracellular signal transduction. Bases 149 to 1015 code for a protein of 288 amino acids. The record is from RefSeq and is a predicted model, not a curated record. The transcript has 4 exons.
CGCGCUUCCUAGUCGGCCUUGUCCUGUAAACAGAAGGACCCGCUGCGACAACUUCUGCUUCCGGGUCACGCCUUGACAGCGGCUUUCGCCUCCCAGCUCAGCCUUGCGGUUCGGCAGUUUGGAGCAUGUGAGCAUAUUCUGAGCCUUGAUGAGUUCCAGUAUGUGGUAUAUUAUGCAGAGCAUUCAGAGCAAAUACUCUCUCUCAGAGCGCUUAAUCCGAACAAUUGCUGCCAUCCGUUCCUUCCCACAUGAUAAUGUAGAGGACCUCAUCAGAGGGGGAGCAGAUGUGAACUGUACCCAUGGCACACUGAAGCCCCUGCACUGUGCCUGUAUGGUAUCAGAUGCUGACUGUGUGGAGUUACUCCUGGAAAAAGGAGCUGAGGUGAAUGCCCUGGAUGGUUACAACCGAACAGCCCUCCAUUAUGCAGCUGAGAAAGACGAGGCUUGUGUGGAGGUCCUGUUGGAGUAUGGUGCAAACCCCAAUGCGCUGGACGGCAACAGAGACACUCCACUUCACUGGGCAGCCUUUAAGAACAACGCCGAGUGCGUGCGUGCUCUCCUAGAGAGUGGGGCCUUUGUCAAUGCCCUGGAUUACAACAAUGAUACACCUCUCAGCUGGGCUGCCAUGAAGGGAAAUCUUGAGAGUGUCAGCAUCCUUCUUGAUUACGGUGCAGAGGUCAGGGUCAUUAACCUCAAAGGCCAAACACCCAUCUCCCGCCUGGUGGCUCUACUAGUCAGGGGACUUGGAACAGAGAAAGAGGACUCUUGUUUUGAGCUCCUCCAUAGAGCUGUUGGACACUUUGAAUUAAGGAAAAAUGGCACCAUGCCACGAGAGGUGGCCAGAGACCAGCAGCUGUGUGAAAAACUGACUGUUCUGUGCUCAGCCCCAGGAACUCUAAAAACACUCUCUCGCUAUGCUGUGCGCCGUAGCCUGGGACUCCAGUACCUGCCAGAUGCGGUGAAGGGCCUUCCACUGCCAGCUUCUUUGAAGGAAUACCUGUUACUUGUAGAAUAACAUGGAGGAGAUGCUUUUACCCACCACGUAGGCAACUCUGGGUGAGGUUUUCCCCUGCAGUAUUGUCUCUUCACCAUGGAGAGCCAGAAAAGCAGUUGUUCCUGCUGUGUGGUUUAUAGAUUUUGAGGCAACUUGUCACAAUAAUAACCUCCACACCACCUUCCCUCUCCAAACCAACCAACCAAACAAAACAACAACAAAAAAAUCCCUCACUUUUGUUUUCUGUUUAUUGCUUACUUAGCUUUUUAUGUUGCACCCUGCAAAAGAGAGGUCUCCCCCACUCACCCCUUUAGAGUCAACAGUGCAACUGAAUUUUUGUAGGAAGAUGAAAAAUAUUUAAAGAAUGUGUGUUUGAUUUUCCUUCGGGACAUGAUUAACCCUCCAGAAGAAUCUUUCUAGAAUUAUUUUAAUUGGUCUCUGAAGAAACUUAAGAAAAUCACAAUUCCAGAGAACAACAACUGCGACCCAAAGAUGAAGAUACUGCAGUCUCAAAUGGAGUGCAGAUUCAGCAUUGGGCUGGAUGAUACCCCUGGAGUGCCACAUCAUGGGGCAUUCAGAAGGGACUAGCCCCAUCCCCUCCAUCAAAGGAGACAGCAGUCUUUGCCUCUUUUUCAUGGGUGUGCCCAAGGGUUACAGUCGUUCAAUGUUACUUUAAAAGGAUUGUCUUGGCUGCUUGCCACACAUUAGAAGAGAGAGCAAAUUCUAGGCAAUCCUAAGAACUCCUGUUUUCUUCUAAUGUAGCUCUUUUUCUUCCUUAAAGCUAGUUUGCUCUAAUGGGAUUAGCAGGCAUUUCUUGCACCUUAGAAUAAGGUGUUUGCUCUAGCAGGAGAGGAAUAUGGGCUGGGCUGCCUUUUCCCAACAGUCUUCUUCAUUCCCUCUGGAAAGCUCACUCUCCCAAGAGGCUGGAAUUAUUUUUCUUUCAUUUGUUUUGGAAACUUUGCUUUUUAUUGAUCUAUGCAAGACUUGGGGAGGGCGGGAUUGGGGAAGGAGUAGGAAGAGUUACAAGAGCUUCUUUUGAAAUGACCCAUCAACCCCCAAAAUAAUCCAUUUUAGUCAGUAAUACUUAGUCACAAUACUCUUUUCCAUGUUCCUAAACUAGAUCAAGUUGUUAUUGAUCUUAAAUGACCUGUAUGCGAAUUUGAAGAACUUUUUUUUUUUUUUUUUUUUAAGCUGAUUGGGAACCACAAGCAAAAUGAAUGGAAUCUGUUGACACAGCUAAUUGCAAAAAGUAUGUCUGGUUUUGUCCUUUUGCUGUUGGUGUUUUUUGCCCUCUUAAAAAAAGAAGAAAUAAAUAGUUCUAAAACCAAGUUUAGCAGUUUUUACUGUUCCUAUUUUUCUCCACUUUUUCCUACCUGACCCCAGACAUUUCUUCCAUUCCUUCCUGGGUCUUCAGUGCAUCUUUCCAUCCCAACCUCACCCAUCUCAUCCACUAGCAAGUGAUUCAGGGUGAUGGUGAAGUGAACAGGAAGGCCCGGACAGUGUAAUUUGAAGAAGCUUCCCUUUCCUCUCUCCCCCCACCUCCAAUUUGGAAUUUUAUGUUUUCAACCUCGGCUGCACAUUAAAACACCAAGGGAGCUUUUUAAAAACACUGAUGCCAAGGCUUCCUCCCAUAUCAAUUGUCUCAGAACCUCUUGGGGUUGGCUUUGGUGCAUGGGUGGGUUUUUUACAUUUUCCAGAUGCUUCUACAGUGUAGCCUAGGCAUGAGUGAGAACCAUUGUUUUAGUCAAUGGUUCUCAAGCUUAGUUAUUUAUUAAACCCACCUAGGCCCUGGUGGCAUAACGGUUAAGAGCUCAGCUGCUAACCAGAAGGUCAGCAGUUUGAAUCUACCAGCUGCUCCUUGGAAACCCUAUGGUGCAGUUCUGCUGUGUCCUAUACUGUCACUAUGAGUUACAAUCUACUUGAUGGUAACAGGUAGGGCACUUUUUAAAAUACCGUGGCCUGGCUCCACCUCCAGAGAUGGAUUUAAUUGGUCUGAAGUGGGCCUGGGUAUGAGGAUUUUUAAAGGCACCCCAGGUGAUUCUAAUAUUCAGACUAGAUUUACCACUGUUGAGGUGCUAUGUCAUUUCUCAUCAUAGACACUGUUAAUAUUCUGGAGAGGGAAAGUAUUUUAUCCACAUGGGAAAAGAUAUUCGUUAUUUUCUCAUUAAUCACCCAUGCAGUUGGUGGCUGAUAAAUUCUGCUUCACCUCCACUUGAGAGUUUAAACAGCUUCACAUAUCUUUUUCACUCUGGGGAAAUGGCAUUUUCCUUCAUAGGCUUUAUUUUUUAGUGAUGUCUUCGCUAUUUUUUUUUUCCCAGAUAGUAGUAUGAUCAUAAAUUUCUUACCUCUUUACAAAGUGACAUUUUUCCUUUGUGAUUAGUUUUCCAACCAGUUAUCCCUUCCCUCACCAUCAUUUUCUUAAACAUACAGCUCUAGGACUAAAGACAGGAACAAGAACCUAUAAAUUAAUAGCAGAUAGCACUUAAAUGUUAUGUCCCAGAUCUGGAAGAAUGCCUAAACUUUCACUUUGUUUUCAUAGCCCUUGUGGUUUUAGAUUUGAUGUAGCAUGGUAAGGAGAGGCAGGAGAAAUGAAGUCAGAACUGAGUGAGUCGCAGCUUUGGUAAAGACUGUAAGACCUAGGAUAUAAUUAUUUAACCACCCUAAGCCCCAGUGUUCUCACCUCUGAAAUGGGGCUGUUACCCUCCUCCUCAUAAAGCUGUUUCGAGAAUUCGAUGAUAACAUGUAAAAUGCCUAAUACAGUGCUUGAUAUUUAUUCUUAAUUCCUCUUCCCCUUGAAGAAUUGCACAAAGAGCAUUUGGCUGCUUUAAUUACCGAAUCUGACAACAAGCUUCUCAAUCACUAUUCAGAACUGCUUUUAGGGUAGGGCAGUAAUAUUCAUACUUCGGGCAGCUAGCAAAAGUGGUGGGCUGGGAUUAUCCCUUCCUCUGCUCCUUAUGAGGAACACUGGUGUCGCAGUGGUUGGUUAAGCAUUUGGUGGCUAACCAAAAGGUCGGCAGUUCGAACCUCCCACCUCCACGGGAGAAAGAUGAGGCAGUCUGCUUCCUAAAGAUUAUAGCCUUGGAAACCCUAUGCAGCAGCUCUACUCUGUCCUACAGAGUGGCUAUGAGUCAGAAUCUACUCAAUGGCAACAGGUUUGGUUUUUGGUUUUCUAUGGAAGCCCUGGUGGCGUAGUGGUUAAGUGCUACGGCUGCUAACCAAACGGGCAGCAGUUCGAAUCUGCCAGGCGCUCCUUGGAAACUCUAUGGGGCAGUUCUACUCUGUCCUAUACGGUCCCUAUGAGUCGGAAUCGACUCGACAGCACUGGGUCUGGGUUUUGUUUUGAUCCCUUAUACUACCUUGAACUUCAUUUCUGCUUCAACAGGCAAGUAAGGAAACCAUUGGGAGGAAUAUGUGUGCCUGUGCUGAGAGCCAAGAUCUGUGUAUUGGAGGUUAAGCUGAGCAUUAAAGCAGGGCAAUAUCCUGUCAAUUCAGGGUAUAAUCUAUGGUCCUGAUUCCCAGGACCAACUGUAUUACAAAUGGAGUCUGGCUUUCAUCCAGGUAGGAGUACAGGGGAAAAGUUAAGAAGAAACCCCCCUGGGUUGGUAGAGGACAUGUUGUCAGAGAUCUUUGGAUGGCCGAAAAAAAAAAAAAAAAAAAACCCUAAGUAGAGGGUAUAUGGUCAUGAGGUGAUACACGACUUUAUGCUUCAGGGAGAUUGGAGAGUCCUCUUGGGUGCAGGUGAUGCAGGACGGUUUAGUGCAGGAUGAGGACGAGGACCAGCGUAUGAUGUGCUGGGAGCUUGUACAGAGAGCCAAGAUAUGCUACAGAAAAAUCAUCUGAGAGGUAGAUAGAAGUGCAUGAGGUGAUCAAUGGACUGCACUGUCCCACGUGUUCUGUCUGGGCACAGUCAGGUGCAAGGGGCUGGUUGGACUGCAUCCCGCUUGUGAAAAUGAGAACUUAAGGGAACCAAAAGGACAGUAA